Messenger RNA from Mesocestoides corti, 1927 nucleotides. NCBI's taxonomy places the organism in Eukaryota, Metazoa, Platyhelminthes, Cestoda, Cyclophyllidea, Mesocestoididae. The record is from the annotation of a GenBank genome assembly.
AUAUAACUUGGCAAAUGACCAUGUCUACAAGUGUUCUUCGCCUAUGUGCUCCGGUUUCUCAUACACCCCUAACGUAUCCUGCACUGUUUGCGGGAAGCUUAUUUCCGCUGUCCCACACAUAGAAAUAAUUCAAUGUAACAAUGAAAAGACACGUGUGGAGCAAAUCGGUGCUAAGAGGCGCCUCGUUGAAAAGUCGGAUAUUUGUGUGUCUGGGCCAUCAUUUUCAUUUCCAAUGGUGGUAAUAAGUCUUGGUAAGAUGAGCGUCUUUGACGCCAGAGAAAAGCCCUGUACUAUUUCAAAUGAUUCCAUAUCUUUUGGUGCUCAUGUUCAUGGUUCAUGGGUCCCUCUCAGCCUUGAUCACAAGGAAGUCGAUGAUCUACUCUUUUGUGAAUCACUUCAGGUUAUAUUUUUGCGUCCCAAACCGAAGGCCUUUAACCGCAUAUAUGAGGCACUAGGAAUUUCGAGUAACCAUUCCAAGGACGACAAAAAGAAACGUAUCGUAAUUGUGCUUGAAAACGAAUCUUCACGGAAUGUUGUCAAUUCUCUCUCAGCAUCCCGCUGCUUAACUGUUCCUCAGUUAGAAAUUUUCUGCACCAGUGUUCGCCUAGUUGGUGGCGUCUGCAUGCCUGAUUUAAAACCCUCAGUUGCUCAAAACCUUUUGGUCGCCAACGGUGUCCGACCAUCGCGAGGUAACUCAGCCGACACAUCGUCCCACGAUAGUGGCGCGUCAGAAACCUCCACCUCUCCAUUCGAGCCUCAUUCUGAGAACACCAAUCACACACCCCCUUCCUCAGAUUGUCAUCAACCCAGCGCAGUCGAUUCUGAUAAUCUUGUUAUACUGAGCGAUGACGAAUCUGACGAAAAAAGCAGCAGUCCUGGGUCGCCGUCAAACACUCCAGCUGACUCCGAGCCCAACGGGUCACUUUCGAACAGCGGAAAAGGCAGUUUCGUUUACCACCCUCCGGGAUCGAAAGAUGGCAUUCGCCUGACCGACGCUGACGUGGCUUGUCUUUUGCCUAACUGCUUCCUCAAUGACACAAUAAUCAACUUUUACUUAAAGUACCUCUUCUACGAGCAGUUAACGACAUUCCAGCGCCACGCUACGCACCUCUUCAAUUGCUUUUUCUACUCUCGACUGUCGUCUAUUCCUUCCGGCAGUACAGUCUCUGUCAGCGCUGGCGCGUCUGACAGCCAACAGGCUGAAAGCCUCCGCAAGGUACGACACGCUAACGUUGCGAAUUGGACGAGGCGGGUUGAUCUAUUCUCAAAAGACUACAUUAUUAUUCCGAUCAAUGAAAGCUCACACUGGUUCCUGGGACUAGUCUGUUACCCCUGGAUGACUGGCAUGGUCAGUUACACCCAGUUAUACGAGAAUUUCGCCUUCGAUCUCUGUCAGCUGACUCCCAAAUUUGUCGACGUCGACCAACUACCUGUCAGCUCCGCUGAUAUUGGUCUGGAAGAACUCAAAGUUUUCCCCUCGGACAAAAAAGGCGACGCAUUCGAUCGAUGGAGGCGCAGGAGGCUUGCUUGGCUUCGCCGCCGCGGGAUCAAUGCCAUGCCCUGUAUCCUUCUCUUCGACUCAAUUCCUUCCCACUCACGAGUUGGCAACCUCCACAUAAUCCGAAAUUACCUCCAGGCUGAGUGGGACGCGCGACGGAGUGAACGAGACGGCGUCUUGACCUUCAACAAGGACACCAUCCGCGGCUUCAGCCCAAAAGUCCCGGCUCAGAGCAACCUCGUCGACUGCGGCAUUUUCCUCCUGCACUACGUUGAAAUGUUCUUCAAGAAACCCGUGAAGAGCUAUACAAAAGUCUACUUCCAGAAUGAGAUGUGCAGUUGGUUCGAGAGUGAGAUGCUGGGCCAGAAGCGGUCGGUAAUUUCCAAACUCAUCGAACAGAUUUCGCGUCGGACCUCCGCUAGGCACUAA